AUGCAAACCACGCCGGCGCGGUCGUCGCGCAUCACAAAGUCACGAAAGCCAAGCGUGGCUGCAGCAUUGGGUCUUCGCCGUUCCGUGUCGUCGCCGUCAUCAGGCAGUCCUCGGCGGAAGUCAGCGCAAUCAGUCAAGUCAGAGAACUUUGACUAUGACGAUAAGCUCGACGACACAGGUGUCAUUGCUUCGCUAGCAGCCGACCUCAAUUUCCGCGAUGUGCCUCAGUACAUGGAGUACAUUCGUAGUAGGAUGUUCAGCGACAUUCCGCUGAGAAAUUCGGGGCUGAACUCAACGCGAAUCGCCGAAACCUUGAACUAUCGCAAGGCGUUACCACCAAUCGUUACACUUGCACAUCUUGACGCCUUGGGCACGUCUUCAACCAGGACUGAGCGCGAGAUUGCUGAGCUUUCGCAAGCCGGCAUACUUCGACGAAUAGCCAUCCCUAAUCGUGGUACGGGCAUCGCUUCAGUGGGAGACGGUAUCGCUUCUGUGCAAGAGUGGGGACGAUUGGUCAGGUCGCACACUGGUCUUACUCCCGAAGUACAAUCAAAGUAUCUCACGGCCAUGCAUGCCAACCCGACUUCCACAAUCGUAGCUAGUACCGCUUUCACGCCAGGGGAAAUCUCUAGCUUAUCCGCUGCUGGUUUUCUGACCACCUCCACAGCACCUGAGAGUAGAUCCUCCUUGUUUGCAAUGCCUGGCACCGGCAGUCUCUCGGCCCUUUCAACAGCUGGUUCACGCCAUGCAUCUGGCUCCAUAGGUGCGGUUGGUGGAGCUUCAGCAACGCAGCACAUGCACGGGGGCACCGGCCAACGCAUGGUAUCUACCACAUAUUACAAUUUUUCACUCCCAAAUACUGGAUCACACACAAAGUUGAUCGUUGAGGCUCGUACACACUUCCUCAGUCUUCUUAAGAGAUCCAAGUAUAGAGAAGCACCGUUGGAUUUGUUGAGGGAACGAUGGGACGGCGGUAUACUGGGCAAGGAAGAAAUUGCAGACAAAAAAAAAGCGCGAGGAGAGUUCGCUGGGAUUCUACCAGGACGGACGAAGAAGUGGAAGCAAUUUCAUGGCUUGCGCUUCGAAUGGAUCUUGGAGGAGUGCGUGGGAGCUGGACUUGUCGAGCUUUUCGAGACAGGCAGCGUAGGCAAAGCAGCAAGAAUUCUAUGA
Molecule: messenger RNA, 1170 nt
Organism: Paraphaeosphaeria sporulosa
Lineage: Eukaryota; Fungi; Ascomycota; Dothideomycetes; Pleosporales; Didymosphaeriaceae
Exons: 2
Coding region: 1-1170 (389 amino acids)
Biological process (GO): positive regulation of Ras protein signal transduction; protein phosphorylation
Molecular function (GO): protein serine/threonine kinase activity
Source: RefSeq, a predicted model, not a curated record